UGUACAUCAUACCUAACCUCUGUCAUCUCGUCCUAGACAUCUGUCACCAGAUCCUGGACCUGUACUCCCAGGGGAAGACCCCCAUCCCCUCGGGUCUGGAGCUGGAGACCAAGCAGAGAGGACCCCCCCAGCCCCCUGUCCCAGCCCCCCCACAGCCUCCAGAGGGUGUCCCACUACCCCCUCCACCCAAGAGGAUCUCCCCUCAAGGCAGCCCCCCACGCCAUCCAAAACGCCCACAUAGCUCUCCAAAAGAGGAACCCAAACCUCCAGAACAAGUGGGUUCUAAGAUUCCACGGUUGGAGAGCCCUAUGCCCCCCCUGCCCGCUUCUCAACCGCUGCCUGAUCGUAAGGCUCCCCCAGUGCCUCCUGAAGCUGAGCCAGCCGCGGGUAGCGAGCCCGUUCCCCCUCCCCCCUCUCACGCGCCACCCCCCCACCAGCCCCCUCCCCUGCCCCACCGCCCCCCUCCUCCUCCUCCUUCUAGUUACAUCAUGGGAAUGUCCACCUCUAGCUCCUACAUGUCAGGGGAAGGCUUCCAGAGCCUUCAGUCUAUAAUGAAGACAGGGGAACCGUCCUAUGCCCCCAUGCCCCCCAACUACGGUCCCCCCAUGCCCUAUCAUCCUCAUGGCUACCCCAACGCUCCACCCCCAGGACCCCCACCCAGCACUUACCCACCCCACAACCUGCCCCCUCCCUCUCCGGCCUACCCUCCACCAGGCUACAACUACCCUGAGUACCCCCCGCCACGCAUGCCCCCAGGACACGGGGUGCCACCUCCGGGGAUGGGCAUGCCUCCUGGGGGGUACCCUCCACCGCCAGGCCAGCCCCAGGUGCCCCUGCCACCCCCUGGCAUGCCAAUGAACCGUGGGGGAUGGAUGAGAUGAAAGGAGGAGUGGUGGAGGAGAGAGGGAAAGAGAGAGAAGGAUGAAAGAGUAGAGGAAUGUCUGAAGCUAACAGUACACUUCCUGUUGUGCAGAACUUUAGCUGGGUCGUGUUCAUUAGUCACCAAACGGAAGAAACUGACUACUGAGGGGCUACCUGCACUUGUCCAAUAGGAAAUGCUCAUUUUUGUUUCUGUUGCAAAACUGUUUGGUACACUGUGUCCUAAUGAAUACAACCCUGGAGUCCACUGGAGAUGUCAACAAACAAAGGAUUUUUACCUCAGAGAGCCAUGUCUGUUCUACACUGUCUUGGCUGCUUGUGGAAUCCCAGGCAUGUAAAGGUUACGACCCCUGGAAUCUGUCCUGCCAUUCUAUAGAGAUUCUAUCAGUACCACAUUCCAAGUGGUUCCUUUUGAGAAAGACGAGGCAGAUCAUAUUGAAGUCUUGACAUGGUUGAACAUAUUUUGAGACGUACUGAAAGGAAAUACAAUUUACAUUUAGACUGAAGGUUCGAAUGAUGCUAUAAAACCUGCUUGUUUUUGCUUUCAUUUUUAGUCUGCAUCGAAAAAGGAUAUAUUUUCAGUACUGUGAUAACUUUACCCUGUGUGUAUGUGGAGAACAAGUUGGGUUUAUCGCAGAAAAUACCAAACACAUUUGUCUUUUUAUUUAGCUGUGUGAAUAUUGGUUCGUCUGUAAGUCGUAUUGGACUGGAUGUAACAUAUAUAAUAUCAGGAAUAGCUCUUCCACUGUUAGUCAUGAGCUGAAAGACAUCGGCAACCCAUAUCUGGUUCUGAACAGCCGGUGGAUAGGACCCUGGACAGGCAGGAGUGUAUUUGUACAUGAUAAAGUUACUAGGUCUUUCUAGACAGCUCAUAUCCUUAGUUAAUCAGGCUUUACUUUAAGACAAUUGCGUUCUCCCUCCCUACACACCCACACUUGAUUUUGUGUCUCACAGGCACUCGGGAUAAUAAAAUAAA
Messenger RNA from Salvelinus namaycush (lake trout), 1855 nucleotides. RefSeq names its product cyclin-K-like. The coding region runs from base 309 to 881 and encodes 190 amino acids. The transcript has 3 exons. The record is from RefSeq and is a predicted model, not a curated record. NCBI's taxonomy places the organism in Eukaryota, Metazoa, Chordata, Actinopteri, Salmoniformes, Salmonidae.